Aphanomyces astaci is the source of this 2575-nucleotide messenger RNA. RefSeq lists its product as hypothetical. Gene Ontology annotation, biological process: glucan catabolic process. Gene Ontology annotation, molecular function: beta-glucosidase activity. NCBI's taxonomy places the organism in Eukaryota, Oomycota, Saprolegniomycetes, Saprolegniales, Verrucalvaceae. The record is from RefSeq and is a predicted model, not a curated record. The transcript is spliced from 2 exons. Bases 9 to 2462 code for a protein of 817 amino acids.
UUGCGACCAUGAAGGUGUGCUACGUUCUUCUGGCGGCCUUGGGCGCUCGUGUCGCCGCGACCACACCCACCGACGCCGAGAUGGACGCGCAGGUGCAAAAGAUGCUCGACACGCUGACAGACGACCAACUCCUCGCGCAAAUGAACCAAAUCGACAUUGGCUCGUUCCUCCUCGACGUCAAGGGCGCGAAAGAGCUCAACGAGUCCCAAGUCCAAGAGUAUGCCGACCUCGGAGUCGGGUCGUACCUGAACGCCCCGUUCCUCGCCCCGCAAGACAACCGCGUGAACUGGAACACGAGCGAGUACCGCGCCGCGAUCGGCAAGAUUCAGAGCAUGCACACGUCGUCGAGCCUGAAGAUCCCGAUCUUGUACGGUCUCGACUCUGUGCACGGCGCCAACUACGUGCAGAAGGCGGUCAUUUUCCCGCACGCGAUCAACGCGGGCGCGACGUUCAACGCGACAUUGGCGCGGAUGAUGGGUCUGUACACUGGUCGGGACACCAAGGCCGCGGGGAUUCCAUGGGUGUUUGGUCCGAUGAUGGAGCCCGCUCGACACAAGCACUGGUCGCGCAUCUACGAGAGCUUCAACGAAGACCCGACCGCCGUGUCCAUCUUGACGUCUGCGUACAUUGAAGGCAUGCAAAGCCAGAAAGUCGCUGCGUGCGUCAAGCACUUGAUCGCGUACUCGAACCCGAUCGACGGCAACGACCGUAGCAACGUGAACGCGUCGUCUUACGAGCUUCUCAACUAUUACGCGCCGCCAUUCAAGGCCGCGGUGGACGUAGGCGUGAUGAGCGUCAUGGGGUCGUACAUUGCGCUCAAUGGGGUACCCGUGGCCGCGAACGAGCUCACGUCCAAGGCAUUGCUUCGCCACGACCUCGGCUUCAAGGGCAUGCUCGUGUCGGACUAUGGCGAGAUGUACCUACUCCGCCGCGACCACAAGGUCGUGACGUCGGACCUGGACGCUGUCGACAUGAGCCUGAACAAAACAUCGUACGAUAUGAGCAUGACCCCGUGGGACAUCACAUUUAUCACGCACGGCCAGAAACUUCUGCAGCAACGGCGGCUGAAACGUGCGCGGCUCGUCGAGUCGGUGGCUCGGAUUCUCAAGCUAAAGCUCCAGCUGGACCUGUGGAACCAGCCGGUGCCGGGGGCGGAUGUGGUCGAGUCGGUGGGGGAUGCCGCGUCGAAAGCGGCGGCGCUCGCCGCGGGCCACGAGUCGAUCGUGUUGCUCAAGAACGAAGAAGGGGUCCUCCCGCUAAAGUUGCCCCUGUCGUCGUUGUUUUUGACGGGGCCGUCGAUGGACGACGUGGGGUACCUUUGCGGAGGCUGGUCGCUGUACUGGCAAGGCACGUCCGGGAACGGUAUGUUUCCGAACGGGAUCUCCAUUCGCAAAGGUAUUGAAACGAUCCUCGGGUUGAAUGGGUCGACGUUGCCAUACCUUGGCGGUGUUCAGAUGGAAUCUGGCAAUAUCACGAGCGCCGACGACUUUGCCAAAGCCAAGCUGUUCGCUCAGGCUGCCACGUAUACAAUCGUCGCGCUCGGCGAGCGUACGUACGCUGAAGAUGGCGGCAACAAAGACCCCCAGGAACUGCCCCCUGGCUUUACCACGUACGUCGAAGCAUUGGCGGCGACGGGUACCAAGAUCAUCUUGGUGCUCACGGAAGGCCGGCCGCGGCUCCUCGGUCGGCUGCCGACGCUGGCAUCGGCGGUGCUGUGGGCGGGCUUACCGGGGGAAAUGGGCGGCCAAGCGAUCGCCGACGUCUUGUUCGGCAAGGUGAAUCCAAGCGGCAAGCUUCCGUACACGUACCCCCAGACCGAUUCGUUUGUCAACUUGGCGUCGCCAUACUAUAUGCGCAAUGCAACGCACUGUAUCAACAAGGUGCACGGAAAUGUGUCGGCGUGUCCGACCGAGUACCACUUUGGCGACGGGCUCAGCUACGCAUCAUUUGAGUAUUCCAGCGUCUCCCUUAGCUCCAAAAGUCUAAGUUAUUCGUCGUCCAAGGGCAAGAAUACGCUCACGGUGUCAGUAACGAUCAAAAACAGUGCGGCGAUUGCAGGCCAAGAGACGGUGCUGCUGUUCAUGACGCCGCCGCCGACCCGCCCGACCGCGGAAACCAAACUGCUCAAGCGAUUCCAAAAGAUAUGGCUAGGUCCUGGAGAGUCCCGAGAACUGAAAUUUGAUCUGCAGCCUCAAGACUGGGGGUACUACUCGAACGAGAUUGGCGCUGGAUUGGCUACCACGAGUCCCAGCGGCACGUACACGGUGUUCUUUAAAGGAAGCACCGACUGCAAUAACCAGCAGCACCACCAGUUGUGCCAGACGUUCGAGUGGAGCAUCCCGGGCUCGGGGGUACUGCCCUUGCAAGACCCGAGCAAAUCGCCAGUGUCGGGCGGAACACUGACACAUGUGGCCACGAUGGCGGUCGUCGUGGCGGCGAUCUCGGCGUUGGUGGCAUGGUGAUAUGGAUAGGAUGAUAUACUAGUACUUACUACUAGUACUAAUAGUAGAACACUGCUGUACAGUUGUAAUGGAACAUAAGACUACGACGGUUGUAUAUAUAUUGUAUACUUCGA